Molecule: messenger RNA, 1435 nt
Organism: Paramecium pentaurelia
Lineage: Eukaryota; Ciliophora; Oligohymenophorea; Peniculida; Parameciidae
Source: the annotation of a GenBank genome assembly
AUGACCAUAGUUGGAUUAUUUGAUUAGAUUGCUAUACAAAUAAAUCAAUUAAAUGUAGUUGGAGUCCAAGCUGACUAAUUUAAAUUGCUUAUGCAUUUUGUAAUGAAUUAAUAUAUAUGAUUUAAGUUGCUUGCAUUUCCAUUAGGGAUUAUAUUACGAUAUAUGAAGUGUCCCAUUAUUCGAAAAUCUUAUACAUUAUUUUGGGGACUAUUCUUUAUGUUGUACUUAGGAGCUUAAUGGAUAGAGUUAGUUAUGGCAUAGACACUUGUCAUAUAUUUUUUGAGAUUACUGAGAAGACCAUUUAUCCCAAUUGCAUCAAUCAGCUUUCUAGUUUUAGGAUACUUACAUUACGACCGCAUCAUGGUUAAUGGCAAACUAUCAGUAGAACGCAGACUCGUCUUGGAAGAUGGGAUUUAACGUAGUGUAGAUGAUGCUAACAUGUCGAUUCGUAUACGUGGGAGUUGCUGCUUAAGAUAGAUUAUCCUUUACAUUUCUCGAUUAUAUGAGUUAUGUGUUCUAUUUUCCUAAUAUCAUUGUUGGUACAGUUCCCUUUACAGCCUAUAUUGAUUUUAUCAAUUUAAAGGGAGUCUAUUCAAAUAUGGGUUAAAGUUUUAAAAUGGCUUACAUAUCCCUUUUCAAAGCUAUUCUCUUUGUAGCAGGUAUCAAUAUAAAUAAUUAUAAUUAGCUGAUUAACUCAUUAGACCUAAGUUCAGUUUUGCAUAUUUUGGAACUCAAUAAUGGGAAGAGCAUUCACUAUUAAUUCGUCAUUUAAUUUGUCAAUUAAUUUCAUGUUGUGAAAGAUUUAAAUAUUUUCUUGCAUUUAACUUCUCUUAAGCUUCAAUGGAUGCAGGAGGUAUUACAUAUGAUGGAUAAGGUAUAUAAAUAUAUAAAUCAUAAUAAAAUUUAGAAUUUUGUAAUUAUCGUUUAGCUAAUUAUAAAUUUGAGAUAGAAUUUUCUCCUAUAAAAAGAACAAAACAUUGGAAUUCAAGUGUUUAAGCAUGGUUGCAAACCUGUUUUUAUGAUAGAUAUAAGUAACAUAAAUCAGCUUUGCUUCUUACAUUUGUUUUAAGUGCAUAUUGGUAUAAUUUUAUAAUAUGAAGGCAUGGAUUCUUUAUUGCUUACUAUGUAUUUUUUAUAGAAUGGGCAAUUUUCAAUGAAAUUACAAAAUAAGUUUAUAGAGCAAAAGAUAAAUUCAAAUUGUAUAAAUACAAAUUAUUAUUAUGAUUUAGUAUUCCUAUUCCAAUCCAAAAAAUCAUUUGUGCUAUAUAUGGUUAAUUGGCUGUGAAUUCAACUGCUACUCCUAUAGGAUUAUUGAAAUGGGAUAAAGUAUUGAAAGCAAUGAAUGAUCUUGGAUGGGUGGCUCAAAUAGUAAUGAUUAUAGUUUGGGGGUUUUUUAAGAUUACUAAAUUUGGAUAAGGUAAAAGGAAAGAGUGAU